Lasiodiplodia theobromae is the source of this 1944-nucleotide messenger RNA. Its product is annotated as Succinate dehydrogenase flavoprotein mitochondrial precursor. Lineage: Eukaryota; Fungi; Ascomycota; Dothideomycetes; Botryosphaeriales; Botryosphaeriaceae. Gene Ontology annotation, biological process: mitochondrial electron transport, succinate to ubiquinone; tricarboxylic acid cycle. The coding region runs from base 1 to 1944 and encodes 647 amino acids. Gene Ontology annotation, molecular function: electron transfer activity; flavin adenine dinucleotide binding; succinate dehydrogenase (quinone) activity. The transcript is spliced from 3 exons. The record is from RefSeq and is a predicted model, not a curated record.
AUGUCCGCCCUUAGGUUGCGGCAGCUGGCCGCCUCGGCACAGUUCUCCCGAGCCCUUCGUCCGCAGACGCGCGCCUUUUCCUCCACCAGGCCCGUCUCCAAGAUCUUCACGAACGAGCCGCUCCGCGCCCAGGAGGCAUCGCCUUUCCUUAGCAACAAGUACCCUGUGAUCGACCACGAGUACGAUGCUCUCGUCGUCGGUGCCGGUGGCUCGGGUCUCCGCGCCGCCUUCGGUCUAGCUGAGGCGGGCUUCAACACUGCUUGUAUCUCCAAGCUGUUCCCCACGCGUUCCCACACCGUUGCCGCGCAGGGCGGUAUCAAUGCUGCGCUCGGAAACAUGCACGAGGAUGACUGGAGAUGGCACAUGUACGAUACAGUCAAGGGUUCGGACUGGCUCGGCGACCAGGACGCCAUCCACUACAUGACCCGUGAGGCGCCUCAGAGUGUCAUUGAGCUUGAGAACUACGGAUGCCCCUUCUCUAGAACUGACGAUGGCAAGAUCUACCAGCGCGCUUUCGGUGGUCAGUCCCAGAAGUACGGCAAGGGUGGUCAGGCAUAUCGCUGCUGUGCCGCCGCUGACAGAACCGGCCACGCUCUUCUUCACACUCUGUACGGCCAGUCGCUGAGACACAACACCAAGUACUUCAUCGAGUUCUUUGCCAUUGACCUGCUUAUGGAGGAUGGCGUUUGCAAGGGAGUUAUUGCCUACAACCAGGAGGACGGUACGCUGCACAGGUUCCGCGCUCAGAACACCGUCUUGGCCACUGGUGGUUAUGGCCGUGCUUACUUCUCUUGCACCUCUGCCCACACCUGCACUGGCGACGGUAUGGCCAUGGUUGCGCGUGCCGGUCUUCCCAACCAGGAUCUGGAGUUCGUUCAGUUCCAUCCCACAGGUAUCUACGGCGCCGGUUGCUUGAUUACUGAAGGCUCGAGAGGUGAGGGUGGUUACCUGCUGAACUCGGAGGGUGAGCGUUUCAUGGAGAGAUAUGCUCCUACCGCCAAGGAUUUGGCCUCCCGCGACGUUGUUUCCCGUUCGAUGACCAUGGAGAUCCGUGAGGGUCGUGGUGUUGGUCCUGAGAAGGACCACAUCUACCUCCAGCUCAGCCACCUGCCUCCGGAGAUUCUCCACGAACGUCUCCCUGGUAUCUCUGAGACUGCUUCUAUUUUCGCUGGUGUCGAUGUUACGAAGCAGCCCAUCCCUGUCCUGCCUACCGUUCACUACAACAUGGGUGGCAUUCCCACCAAGUACACUGGCGAGGUCCUUACCGUUGAUGAGCAGGGUAAUGACAAGGUCGUCCCUGGUCUUUUCGCUUGCGGUGAGGCGGCCUGCGUCUCUGUCCAUGGUGCCAACCGUCUUGGUGCCAACUCCCUCCUGGAUCUUAUCGUCUUCGGUCGCGCUGUUUCCCACACCAUCCGGGACAACUUCACUCCCGGCCAGAAGGCAGAGCCCAUGUCCGCGGACCUUGGUGCUGACUCAAUCUCUAUCGUCGACCAUGUCCGCACCGCUGACGGCCCGAAGUCCACCCAUGACAUCCGCCUUGCCAUGCAGAAGACCAUGCAGACGGACGUCUCUGUCUUCCGUACCCAGGAGUCGCUUGAUGAGGGUGUCCGCAAGAUCCACGAGGUCGACGCUUCGUUCUCCCAGGUUGGCACCAAGGACCGCAGCAUGAUCUGGAACUCGGAUCUCGUUGAAACGCUCGAGCUCCGCAACCUGCUCACUUGCGCCGUUCAGACCGCCGAGGCUGCCGCCAACCGCAAGGAGUCGCGUGGUGCCCACGCCCGUGAGGACUACCCCGACCGUGACGACGAGAACUGGAUGAAGCACACUCUCACUUGGCAGAAGCAGCCCCACGGCAAGAUCGACCUCAGCUACCGCUCGGUUACUGGCACUACGCUCGAUGAGAACGAGUGCAAGCCCGUCCCGCCGUUCAAGAGAACAUACUAG